AUGCUUCUUCCGCUGAUCAUGCUAGCGCUGUCCGUGCCUGGACGGCCGCCGGCGGCGGCUGCGGCGGCGGCAGCGAUGGCGAUGCAGCCGAGCGAGGCGUGCCUGCGGCGGUGCGGCGACAUCGAGAUCCCGUACCCGUUCGGCGUCGGCAGCGGGUGCCACCUCGAGACGGGGGACUGGACGUUCGUGCUGAGCUGCAACCGGAGCGCGGACGGGCGGCUCCGGCUGUACAACUACCAGAUCGAGGUGGUGGACAUGUCGGUGCGGCGCGGGCAGCUGCGCAUCUACAGCGUCAUCAACCCGUGGUGCUACAACGCCAGCACGGCGGCCAUGAACGGCCAGAACAACUGGUGGUACGACAUGUCCAUCACCAACUUCCGCAUCAACGACGCGCUGAACCGGUUCACCGUCGUCGGCUGCAACUCCCUCGCCUACAUCCUCUCGCUCAACGACACCGCAGGCGCCGAGCGGUACAUGACGGGGUGCAUGGCCAUGUGCCCCGGCGUGGGGCGGCUGGAGAACGGCUCCUGCGCCGGCGUCGGGUGCUGCCAGACGGCCAUCCCCGGCGGCCUCAACGGGUACCAGGUCUCCUUCGAGGAGAAGUUCAACACCUCCGGGAUCGCCGGCUUCAGCCCGUGCAGCUACGCCCUGCUGGUCGAGGCCUCGGCAUUCGACUUCCGCACCGCGUACGUCACCUCCGACGAGCUCAUGACGGCCAACGGCGGCCAGCUGCCGCUGGUGCUCGACUGGGCCAUCGGCAACAAGACGUGCGCGGAGGCCCAGCGGGACGCGUCGGCCUACGCCUGCGUCAGCGCCAACAGCGAGUGCGUCGACUCCAAGUACGGCCGUGGCCGCGGCUACCUCUGCAACUGCUCCGCCGGCUACGACGGCAACCCCUACCUCCUCGACGGAUGCCAAGAUGUCAACGAGUGCGACGACACAAGGUUCAGGUACCCGUGCUCUGUUCCAGGCACCUGUGUCAACACUGCCGGAGGGUUCAUCUGCGCCUGCCCCGACAAGACGACGGGCAACGCGUACAACGGGACGUGCGGCGGCAACAAAUCCCAACUCGGAUGGAAGAUCGCCAUUGGGGUCAGCACAGGUGUUGUGGUACUGAUGGUGACGGCGUCGUGCGUGUACAUGAUCCACGAGAGGAGGAGGCUGGCCAAGAUCAGGAGGGAGCACUUCAGGCAGCACGGGGGGCUGGCGCUGUUCGAGGAGAUGAAGUCGAGGCAGGGGCUGUCCUUCGCGGUGUUCACCCAGGAGGAGCUGGAGCAGGCGACGAACAGGUUCGACGAGCGCAACGUGAUCGGGAAGGGCGGGAACGGGACGGUGUACAGGGGCACCAUCGCCAAGGACAACGCCGUGGUCGCCAUCAAGCGGUGCCGGCUGGCCAGCGAGCGGCAGAAGAAGGAGUUCGGGAAGGAGAUGCUGAUCCUGUCGCAGAUCAACCACCGGAACAUCGUCAAGCUCUACGGCUGCUGCCUCGAGGUGGAGGUCCCCAUGCUGGUGUACAAGUACAUCCCCAACGGCACGCUGUACAGGCUCAUCCACGGCGGCGGCGGCGGGGCGGCGCCGGCGCGGCGCAUCCCGUUCGCGGCGCGGAUGAGGAUCGCGCACCAGACUGCCGAGGCGCUCGCGUACCUGCACUCCUGGGCGUCGCCGCCCAUCAUCCACGGCGACGUCAAGACGUCCAACAUACUGCUCGACGAGGACUACACGGCGAAGGUGUCCGACUUCGGGGCGUCGACGCUGGCGCCGACGGACGCGGCGCAGUUCGUCACCUUCGUGCAGGGCACCUGCGGCUACCUCGACCCGGAGUACAUGCGGACGUGCAGGCUCACCGACAAGAGCGACGUGUACAGCUUCGGCGUCGUCCUCCUCGAGCUCCUCACCUGCCGCAAGGCGCUCAGCCUCGAGGAGGAGCUGGAGGAGGAGAAGUACCUCUCGUCGCAGUUCCUCCUGGCCGUCGGGGAGAACCGCCUCGGCGACAUCCUGGACGCGCAGGCCAAGGACGAGCAGGGCAUGGAGCUGCUCGAGCAGGUCGCCGAGCUGGCGAAGCAGUGCCUGGAGAUCUCCGGCGAGAAGAGGCCGACGAUGCGGGAGGUCGCGGAAGAGCUCGACAGGCUGAGGAAGCUGUCGAUGCACCACCCAUGGGGGCAGCACAACUCCGAGGAGCUCGCGGCAUUGCUCGGUGGAUCGCCGAGCAUGGACUCCGAUCAGAUCGAACUUAGCACCAGCACGAGAAACAUUAGUUUCAGCGAUACGGCGUACAUAGGGAUUCGAUCACCACGUUGACGGCACAUUUUUGCGGAUAGAUAAUUGCGGUGUUUUCUCAGCCAUUAGAGCAAAUCCAGCAGCUCAGGAUCCCAUCGUCUAUAGUGAUAUGAAAAGAAAACCAGACUCCAAUAAAUCAUGCAUCUCAUUAUGCCAAAAUAGGUAGUAAUUCAAAUUGGAGAGAUGUCAUCUAAAUUUAGAUGUUCUCUCUGCUCAAUCUAUAUUUCGACAUCUAAUGACAAGGGAAAAGAGCAAUAUCAACAGUAGAUGGUUAUAAAAUAUUAAUCAA
This is a messenger RNA of Oryza brachyantha (malo sina), 2566 nucleotides long. RefSeq names its product wall-associated receptor kinase 5-like. Gene Ontology annotation, cellular component: plasma membrane. The record is from RefSeq and is a predicted model, not a curated record. Gene Ontology annotation, biological process: protein phosphorylation; cell surface receptor signaling pathway. The transcript is spliced from 3 exons. The coding region runs from base 1 to 2298 and encodes 765 amino acids. NCBI's taxonomy places the organism in Eukaryota, Viridiplantae, Streptophyta, Magnoliopsida, Poales, Poaceae. Gene Ontology annotation, molecular function: polysaccharide binding; calcium ion binding; ATP binding.